Salvia hispanica is the source of this 579-nucleotide messenger RNA. RefSeq lists its product as uncharacterized. NCBI's taxonomy places the organism in Eukaryota, Viridiplantae, Streptophyta, Magnoliopsida, Lamiales, Lamiaceae. The record is from RefSeq and is a predicted model, not a curated record.
AUGGUGGAGGAGAAGAGCACCACCACCACCACCACCGCCGCAGCGAAGCAGACGGUCAUCCACGUGACGGCCCUCGACGGCAUAGUGACGAUGAACUCCCUCUUCACCGCCGCCAUGUUCAUCGGCCUCUCCAUGACGGCGCCCGAGAACGCCACGACGGUGCUUGUCGCCGCGUGCACGGCCAAGCCGGAGACGGUGAGGCAGCUCAUCGUCUACGAGGUCCUCUCCUUCAGCUGCUUCCUCUUCUCCUCCCUCCUCGCGCAGUCGCUCAAGCUCCAGAUCAAUCUCCGCAACAGCAUGAAGGAUCCCAGCCAGGCCAGGAUGAACGUCCGCCACCUCAAGUACUGCCUCACCGCCGCCGCGGCCGGGUCGGUCGUCGGGUGCGUGUUCUUGAUGCUGUCGAUUGUCGAUUUUAUUAGGGUUAAAUUGGGGUCGCUGUCUUGCGGUGGGAAGCCGGUGACCGCGGUGGUGGUGCUCGUGGUCUUGGUGGGGUGCGGACUCUUGGUUUACGCGGUUACGGCUGUUCUUGCGCUCGUGACCGUGGACGAGGAGGAGGAGGAGGUCUUGCCUGAGGCUUAG